This is a messenger RNA of Chironomus riparius, 851 nucleotides long. Lineage: Eukaryota; Metazoa; Arthropoda; Insecta; Diptera; Chironomidae. The record is from the annotation of a GenBank genome assembly.
UUAAAUUAUUUGAGAGUAUUCAGUCAAAAUGAAGAAAUCAAUUUUAAUUAUUUGCUUUGUUCUGUAUUCAUUCAAUAUCAUCAGUAGUGCAUCUGGUUAUUGUUCAUUAUGUGCAGGACAUAUAGCAUGUAAUACAACUGGAGAUUUUAAUCCCAACUGUCCUCGAGAUGCGAUUGUAGUACCAUUAAGCUCUGUCGAAAGAAACAUUUUGCUUGAUGCUCACAACAAUUAUCGUAAUCAAAUUGCUAGCGGAAGUAUUCCAAAUUUUCCAACUGCAGAAAGGAUGAUGGCAGUGACCUGGGACUUUGAACUUGCAUGGUUAGCUGAAUUGAAUGUUAUGCAAUGUGUAAUGGAGCAUGAUCAAUGCAGAUCAACUUCACAAUUUCCAUUUGCUGGACAAAAUAUUUAUAUGCACGGUACAACGGGUGAUUGGAAUCCGAUUGCACAGCAACUUAAUGGAGCAGCUAAAUUAUGGUUUGAAGAGUAUCGACUAUCUAAUUCAUCUGACAUUUCAAAUUGUUGUGGUGGAAGCAGAUUCCCCCAAAUUGGACAUUUUCUUCAAAUGGUUCAAGAUCGUGUAAUUCGUAUUGGAUGUGCUUCAGCAAGAUAUUCAACAAUUCAAUGGGCAACUACAUUGGUUACAUGCAAUUAUUCAUGGGGUAAUUUUAAUAAUCAACCUGUUUAUCGAAGUGGAGAUCCAGGAUCAAGAUGUACAACAAGACAUGGCACUUUCACCAACUUAUGCAACACAUAAAUGAUGACUCUUUUAAUAAACGGUAAAAAGAAAAUUGUAUUUUUCAUAAAGCAGCUGAAUCAAUAAAAAAAAACUUCUGCAAACUUUCUGAUUCGAA